ACCCGUUACCAGGAGCUGGCAGUAGCUCUUGACUCCAGCAAUUUAACAAACAAAGAACUCAAUGCAGAGAUAGAGGAAAUGAAACAGCAGAACCAAGACGUCGCGAAUGAGUUGGAGAAGGAGAAGAAAGGGUUCGAGCAGCGGUUUGCGAAGGAGCAAGCCACCCUACGAGAACAAUUACAGGUCCACAUUCAGACCAUCGGCAUCCUGGUCUCUGAGAAGUCCGAAUUGCAGACCGCUCUUUCCCACACACAGCAGGCUGCCCGGCAGAAAGCAGGGGAAGCUGAGGACCUGGCCGCUCGGCUGCAGUCAUCUCGACAGAGGGUCUCCGAGGUGGAAUACACCCUCUCCUCCCUCUCCGUUCAGCAGAAGCAGACAGAGAAACACAACAAAGAGCUAGCCAAGGAACGGGAUAACCUCAAACUGGAAAUGUACAAGCAAAGUAAAACCAACGAAGAGCUCAAGCAGCAGACUUCGGAGUUGUCGGAGAAACUACACAACCUGUUCUCUGAAAACUCAGCCAUGAAACUGGACGUGGAAGAUUUGCACAAGAAACUGGAAAUGGCCGAGCUGCUGAUCCAGCAGUUUUCAAGCCAACCAGGGAUCUCAGAUGCCGCUGCCCAGCAGCUGCAGGCAGCCCUGGAGGAAAGAGCCAACUUAGAAAGCCAAAUUGCCCAGCUGUCAGAGUCUUUGCAAAAACUGCAGACCGAACGGGAUCAAUACGUCCUGCGGCUGAAGGAGGAAGGGAGCAUCUGGCAGCAGCGAGUCGAGCUCCUCUCCGAACAGGUCCGGACUCUGACGGGAGAGAAAGAACUCAGCGAGACUCGGAUUGGGGAGCUGGAGGCCAACCUCUCAGAGUUGCUGAGCAGUCAGUCAGCGGUGAAGCCCCAGGAGACUCAGCCCGCCCCUGCUGCCCCGGGGCCCUCGCCGACUGAACUGCACCUUCAAGAGGAGCUGGCUCGGCUGGAGAAGGAGAAGGGGGAGCUGCUGGACCGAUGGCAGACCCAGGUGCGAGACAACGGGCAGAUGAGCCGACUCAACCAGGAGCAGGAGGAGCGGCUUCAAGAGCUGGAGAAGGCCUUGCAGCGCCACAGCGAGGAGGACGUGGACAAGCAGCAGAUCUUGGAGAACAUGCAGAGCGACAAAGCCACCAUCAGCCGGGCCUUGACCCAGAACCGGGAGCUGAAGGAGCAGCUGGCGGAGCUGCAGAAUGGAUUUGUCAAACUG
Molecule: messenger RNA, 1227 nt
Organism: Protobothrops mucrosquamatus (brown spotted pit viper)
Lineage: Eukaryota; Metazoa; Chordata; Lepidosauria; Squamata; Viperidae
Product: golgin subfamily A member 2-like
Exons: 11
Biological process (GO): Golgi organization
Cellular component (GO): cis-Golgi network; Golgi cis cisterna; Golgi apparatus
Source: RefSeq, a predicted model, not a curated record